Messenger RNA from Magnolia sinica, 2969 nucleotides. RefSeq names its product pentatricopeptide repeat-containing protein DOT4, chloroplastic-like. Lineage: Eukaryota; Viridiplantae; Streptophyta; Magnoliopsida; Magnoliales; Magnoliaceae. Gene Ontology annotation, molecular function: protein binding; zinc ion binding; RNA binding. The transcript has a single exon. The record is from RefSeq and is a predicted model, not a curated record. Gene Ontology annotation, biological process: RNA modification. Bases 358 to 2367 code for a protein of 669 amino acids.
AACCGGGAGUCCUCGCGCGAGAUUCACGGUUUUAGUAGCAUCACACGUGGACAAGUGGGACUUUGGUGCGAGAUCAGUGCCAUUCGUCAGGAGAGGCCCACCGGGAAAAUGCCCGGGCCAAAACUCGGACGAGUCCACUCAUCAGGUGGUCCAGAUGUGUAGGCCGAACCGUUGGGCCUGUGUAGCGGUUGGUUCGACUUGCUGAACGGCUGCGAUCUAUCAAAAGGGUGCCGUGAAGGACGCCUCACUAUCACCAGAGGGCACGUGCACGUCACGUGAUCUAGAUAUUCUGUUGCAGCCUCCUCCAACCCCCUAACUGCUUCGUUUUCAACGACCUGAAAACGAGAGAGAGCUUCAAUGGCAGCCUCUCCAGCAAUCCAAAUCCGAUGCUUCUUCCCACCCAAAAACCCAAACUCCAAAACCCAUGAAAACCCACACCACAACCAUGUUAAAUCCGAAACAUCCCUUCCAAGUACGCAGAUAUCACUGAAUUCCAUACAAUCCCAUCGUGCCCACAAACUGUUCGACGAAAUUCCUCAGAAAGACACCUUCGCUUGGAACUCCCUCAUCCGCUACCAUCUCACGCAUGAUGGGUCUUCUCAUGUUAUCUUCAUUUAUCAACAAAUGCUACUCCGUGGGGCCCGUCCCGACAAAUACACGCUCCCGCACGUUUUAACUGCGUCCAGACUCUCGGGCAGCCUUUUCCAUGGUAAGCAGAUUCAUGCUCAUGCGUUGAAGCUUGGGUUUGGCUCUGACGAGUAUGUAGUCACCGCAUUGAUGACAAUGUAUGGGCAAUUCGAUGGCGUUGAAGCUGCGCAUCGGGUGUUUGAUAAAACGUCUAAGAGAAACUCGGUUUCGUGGACGUUGCUUGCUGGGCUGUAUGGGGCAGAAGAUCGGCAUGAUUUGGCUGUAGAUGUGUUUAAGCAGAUGGUUAGCUCAGGCAUUGAGGUCGAUUCUGUCUCAUUGGUUACUGCAAUUGGAGCCUGUGGGCACUUAAAAUCACUCCAUGAAGGAAGAAAAAUUCACAAAAUUGCGAGGAACUGCGGAUUAGAAUCUGAUGUUCUGGUGGGGAAUGCACUCUUGAAAAUGUAUUUCGACUGCAGCAGCAUUGAAGAUGCUCGGGCUGUUUUUGAUCGGAUGCCUGCAAAAGAUACCAUCUCUUGGACGGCGGUCAUCAGCAAGUACGUGCAAAAUGGGAGCUUCAAUGAGGGUCUGAAACUGUUUCGUGCAAUGCAUUUGGAAGGGACAAGGCCUGAUUCAUUUUCAGUUUCUAGCGUUCUCCCUGCUUGCGCGAGAGUAUCCGCUCAUAAGCAUGGAAAAGAAAUUCAUGGGCAUGUAAUUAGAAAUGCGAUGGAUUUGAACCUAGCUGUCCAAAAUGCAUUGAUGGACAUGUACGUGAAAUCUGGAUGCGUGCUGUCGGCUUCUAAGAUAUUUGCAACAAUGGCAGAGAAAGACACUGUUUCAUGGACUGUGAUGAUAUUGGGUCAUAGCUUGCAUGGGCAAGGAGAGGUUGGAGUUGAACUGUUCCGUGAAAUGGAGAAGGAACCAGGAAUACAUGCUGAUCAGACAGCUUACGUCACAGUCCUCCAUGCGUGCAAUACUGCACGCAUGGUUGAGGCAGGAAGGUUUUACUUCAAUUACAUCAAGGCGCCCAAGGUCGAGCACUGUGCAUUGAUGGUCAGCCUUCUAUCUCGUACUGGACAUUUCAAUGAAGCAAGGGCCUUCAUUGAGGAGCGCCGAAUCGAGCGGCACCCGGAGGUGCACAAAGUGCUGCUUGACGGGUGCAGGAUCCAUCAGAAUUUGAAGAUGGGCAAGCAAGUCAUUGAGCAGCUUAUUGAGUUGGAACCUCUGAAUGCUGAGAACUAUAUCAUGCUGUCGAACGUACAUGCUGCGAGCACGAAAUGGGAUGCAGUCGACCGAUUGAAACAGAUGGUUAUAGAUAUGGGUCUGAUGCCGAAAAGAGCCUAUAGCUGGACCGAGGUCCGAAACAAGGUCCAUGUGUUUAGUGUAGGGGAAGUUUCUCAUCCAAGAUCUCAGAGGAUAUAUUGGGAAUUAGAGGGCUUGAUGAAGAGGAUGAAAGAAGAAGAGGGUUUCGUGCCUGCGACUGAUUUUGCCCUACAUGAUGUAGAUGAAGAGAGGGAGUGCAUUCCAUGUGGGCACAGUGAAAUGCUGGCCAUUGCUUUUGGUCUGAUCAGCACACAAACAGGAUCAACCAUUCGUAUCACCAAGAACCUCCGUGUGUGCCGCAAUUGCCACACUUCCGUGAAAAUCAUUUCUAAGAUGGUUGGAAGGGAGAUCGUUUUGAAGGAUCCCAACCGUUUUCACCAUUUCAAAGAUGGGCUUUGUUCAUGUGGAGACUUUUGGUGAUUUUGGGUGGUAGUAUAUCAUACAUAAAAUUCAGAAAUUCAGAAAAUUCAGCUCGGAUGCCACAGACGGUUCACAGGAUUCUGGACUGCACAAAAGCAAGUCGAGUCCCCAAAAAUAAUUUUGGAUGGGGGCUUUCAUUUUGGAUUUGAUUAGUUGUUGUAGAUGAUUGUGAUAGAAGACCCACCUAAAUAAAUCAGUCAUCACAACCUUUCGUCUUUGAUUCUGACUAUGAGGGAGGAACCGACGUAAUGGUGAAAUUGUGAAUUGAUGCUCAAAUGAAAGUAUCUCACCUUCAUAUGCAUGGAACAAUCAGAACUCAAAAGACAACAGUGGAAAUCCUAUGAAACAAGCAAACAGAGCGGCAAAGGCAGCAUGUGGAAGAAAUAGCAGGAAGAACUGAAAAGGAGAUUUUUCUUCUUGUUAUUCAAAUGCAUUAUUUCCCACCAAUAAUGGCGCUUUUUCUUUUUUCUUUUUUUGAAAGAGAAGAAAAUAAGUGAUGCAUAUGGAUCAUGAUCCCUUGUUACCUGUAAGUAUUUUUCUCACUCUAGAUCAUUUUCUAAUACACCUUUGAAGAGCCUCGGAAAUGAGGAUAUGGUUGUUGA